Molecule: messenger RNA, 1310 nt
Organism: Camelina sativa (false flax)
Lineage: Eukaryota; Viridiplantae; Streptophyta; Magnoliopsida; Brassicales; Brassicaceae
Source: RefSeq, a predicted model, not a curated record
AAANACCGUCUUAAACAGCUUCAACACGAUCUUGAAAACGCCAAGAAAGAGCUCGCUACGUACGUUGGUCCUCAAGCUAUGCUCCCUAUUCUCCAACCACCUCAACCGCAUUUCAUGUCUCUACCGCCGCAACCUCCUCAACGACCAUCUUCUUCUUCGGCGUCUGUUUUGACUCAGCAUCAUCAUAACUUGUUGCCGAUGAUGGCUAUUCCAACUGGACAAUUGUACCAGCAGCAGCAGCAACAGAUCUUUGAGGCUCAGCAGUUAGCAGCGGUUGCGAGGGAGCAACAGAAUGAGAUGUUUAGAGCUUAUGGAGGAGGAGGAGGAAGUAGUAGUCCACACCAUCAAAACCAAGCUCAAGUUGAGAUUUUGAGGUUUAAUAAUGGUUUUGACUCUAUACCGACCGGUUCAGUUACUGUUACUGGGUUUAAUCAAUUAAGCUCCGGUGGUACAGCCGUAACCGGAAUGUCACUUGGAGGUAACUUUGUUGAUGAUAGUCCUUCGACGAAUAAUAAUAAUUACCAUACGGAUCAGCAGUUACAUCAUCAUCAUCAUCAACAACAGCAACAUCAUGAGGCUCAACUAUUCAUACCUACACAAUCUUCUCAGCCGCUACCGCUUCAAACGCAGGAGACGCAAACGCAGACGCAACCAAAUUCAGAGAGCGAGGAGGGUAGAAGGAGUGUCAUUGGUUAAUCUCGCUCGCUAAUUGAGGAAUAAUAAAAAAGAGGGAGGGAUAUUAAAAAAGAAAGAUACGGCCUUUGACCUUCUCGCUGCUCGAUAAACUCUACAAAAUUUUCCUAAGUUGGAAACUCUGACUUUGCGCAAGGCAUUAUGGACGCAAUCGAGUUUUUCUUUCUUUCAAACCUUGUCGCACUUCCAUCAGCGAAAAAGACACUCACCACGUAAAAGUCACAAACGACUCACAAAAAAAGUCAGCGUUAUUUGGUUGAUUUUGAGUAUCAUACAGGCAGUUUUGCUGAAGAGUAUAAAAAGUAUAUAUAAAACCAAAGGCUCGUACGUAUCAGACUGAACAAAAGAUCUUCAACUCCAUCUCCCGUCCGCUUCUUUAGCAUGGACACAAAUACUUACUACUUUACGUUUUAUUUUUUCUUUUUCUUUCUUGUAUCUUCUUCUUAUUAUUUUUUUGACAUUUCUUUCGGUUUAAGGAAAAAAAAAGAGAGAUUAGUGUUUUUGGUUGCAAAUCUAUUUGUAAAUUAGAUGUCAAGAGGAUGGUCACUUGGCCUAGUGGUUAUCAUAUCGAUGUCAACCGAAGGAUUAUAUAAAAACUAUGGAAUAAUCUAUCUUUG